Molecule: messenger RNA, 1134 nt
Organism: Helianthus annuus (common sunflower)
Lineage: Eukaryota; Viridiplantae; Streptophyta; Magnoliopsida; Asterales; Asteraceae
Product: agglutinin
Exons: 5
Coding region: 1-987 (328 amino acids)
Molecular function (GO): carbohydrate binding
Source: RefSeq, a predicted model, not a curated record
AUGCAGGGAGCUAAAACUGAGUUUGAAGGAUGCAUAACGCAUGGACCAUGGGGCGGUUCACACGGGAAAGAAUGGGUUUACAGACCGGACGGUUUUAUAAGAAAGAUAAGUGUUAGUCAUGGAGGUGUUGUUGACUCCAUCAAAUUCCAAACCUACUGGAAAGGUGGAACUCAAAGCUCCUUUUUUGGGGGCAACGGGGGGAAUCGAACAGACACGAUAUGCAUUGAUCAUCCGGAUGAAUAUUUGAUGUCAAUAAGUGGGACGGUAUUUUUUAGCGUUGUGACAUCGAUAAGCUUUGUGACAAACCAGAACCGUUAUGGCCCCUAUGGUAUUAGUUUCGGCACUGCUUUCUCAUAUGAUGGAAAAGGCGGGGUGAUUGUAGGAUUUCAUGGGCGCGCCGACAAAUACCUCACUGCUAUUGGGGUUUAUGUGAUGCCUGAAUCACUUGCAUAUGGUCUCAAUUCCACAUAUGAAGUCAAUUUUAUGCCGGCGUUAUGCUCUAGUAUGUUAAGAAUGUCAAAGCCGAGAGAUGCAGGCCCAUGGGGAGCAGGUGGAGGUAAACCAUGGGAUGAUGGAGUCUUCCCCAUUAUCAAACAGAUACGCAUUCAUGCAGGAGAGCUGAAGGUGAUUUACGCGCUUCAGUUUGAAUAUUUGGGAAAGGAUGGUGAAUCUGUUUUGUCGCAAGUCCAUGGAGCAGCAGAUGGAGUUACAAAUAUACAACUGGUUAAUUUGGAUGGUAAAGACGAGUAUUUGAGUGGCAUAUCUGGGUUGUAUGGACCUGUUGCAGGGUAUAAUGGAUUGGAAGCUAUCGUGUCCAUUAGUUUCUAUACAAACAAGAGGAUCCUUGGACCUUAUGGAGAUCCAACUGGAGCAGGGUAUGCUAAUUUUAGUUCAACACCAUAUUCUCCUGGGAAAGUAGUUGGUUUUCAUGGCAGGAUCAAUAAUGGGUUUUUAAGUGCGGUCGGUGUUCAUAUGGAGUACUUCUGAAGAUGAUGACAUAGAGGCAGUGUGGACCUUUUUUCUAAGAACUCCAUGAUGUCAAGAAGUCGUUGGAAUAUGCAAUGAACAUAGUUUAUAUUUUUGUCUGAUUAUUAUGCAAAUUUUCGCUUGUUGAACUUUUGGUAUGCGUUGGGG